GGCCACUCCACGCUUGGCCAACCCUAUUCGUACAUCUCAAUGUGUAUUUAGUAUACACCACGAUAACCAAAUGAGGUUGACUCAUGGAAACUUAUCAAUCAUCUCAACUGAUCAAGAAGCUUAUCACGAUAUAUCGCAAUAACUGGGUAUAGGCUUGUCACGAUAUGCGUCAUUUUAGCUGUGCGACAUUGCAAUACAAUCGAAAGAAUAGGCUAUAUAAACCCGUAGCCACCUCAUACAUAAUGGAUAAGAUCAAACACCCCGAACUCAUACAUACUAUUGAAGAGUUGAACUCCUUCUUAUCUUUCCUACCUAGUCAAAAUGUCAAAAAGCGACUUUCCCACCUCUCCUAGCCGUAACCACUACGACGUGGUAAUUAUCGGCGGUGCCACCAGCGGCUCCUCGAUUGCAUGGCAUCUCAGCACAAACCCCAACUUCAAAGGCUCAGUGCUCGUCGUUGAGCGUGAUCCUUCGUUGCAAUUCUCCGCCACCAAAGCCAGCAACAACUGCAUGCGACAACAAUUUGCCACAGCCAUCAACGUAAAGAUCGCACAAUAUGCUGCCGACUUUGUCAAACGCUUUGGGGCUGAGUUUCCACCGGACAAAUGCGUGCCGGAUGGUCCUAUUCGCAACUUCGGAUACCUCUAUCUGUCUGAUUCCACGCAAUUCACAGAGGUGCUGAAGAAGGAUCAGCAAUUGCAGGCCAGCUGCGGAGCGGGCACUCAGAUUAUUUCAACGACGGAUAUCAAGCAGAAGUACCCAUUCUUCUACACGGAUGAUAUCGACAGUGGAAGUCUCAAUGUCAUAGACGAGGGUGCAUUCAAUGCCCUCGGCAUGGUCCAAUGGCUCCGCCAAACGGCCCGCGAAAACGGGGUCGACUAUAUUGGAAAUGAAGUGGUUGGCAUGACCGUGGACGGGGAUAAAAUCCGUGGCAUCACAUUGAAAACUGGGGAAAAGGUCACGGUGGACACUCUUGUCAACGCCGCGGGGACUCGUGCCGCGACCAUUUCUCGACUGGCAGGUAUUGACCUGCCUAUUGAGGCCAGACGGCGGUACACCUACAUCUUCUCUGUCGACGAACCACUCCCCCAGGAUCUGCCAUUAACCAUCGAUCCAACUGGUGUCCAUCUCCGCUCGUACGGAGCCAAGGACUAUCUCGUCGGUUGCCCACCAAUCGGACCGGAUACAGCCGUGGAUGUCGAUGAUUUCAGCUUCGCGGAGAAUGCAUGGGAGGAAAAGAUUCUGCCCAUAAUCACUCGCCGUGUUCCAAAAUUCGCCAGUGCCUGUGUUACAAAUGCCUGGAUGGGCCACUAUGAGUUCAACACAUUCGACCAUAAUGCCAUUGUUGGGGCACACGACAAGGUCAAUAACCUUUUCUUCUGCGUGGGCUUUUCGGGUCACGGCAGUCAACAGGCACCGGCAUGUGGGCGUGGUAUUGCCGAGUUGAUUGUUCAUGGAAGUUUCCAAACCCUUGAUCUGAGUUCGCUUUCAUACAAGAGGAUUGUAGAGAAUCAGCCUCUGACGGAGAGAGCGGUUAUCUGAGCCAUGAAUAACAAUUAUACACUGACUAAAUCAAUGCAAA
Messenger RNA from Aspergillus pseudotamarii, 1582 nucleotides. RefSeq names its product NAD(P)/FAD-dependent oxidoreductase. The transcript has a single exon. Gene Ontology annotation, cellular component: cytoplasm. Lineage: Eukaryota; Fungi; Ascomycota; Eurotiomycetes; Eurotiales; Aspergillaceae. The coding region runs from base 322 to 1542 and encodes 406 amino acids. Gene Ontology annotation, molecular function: oxidoreductase activity. The record is from RefSeq and is a predicted model, not a curated record.